AACAAGAGCCUGCCUCCCACUAUCAAACUCCACAGUCCUGCUACAGUCUACAGCUGUAUAACGGUCUUCUCUCCUUGUGUCCUCUCUUGACCAGCAGACAGUCAGCCAUCAUGUAUUACAGCCAGAACACCACCAGUGGUCCCAGCAUUAUUACCAGACAGAGCCGCAGCUACACAUCAAGUGCUGCUCCCCACAAGGCUCACAGUGUGUCAGGACUCAGCUUCAGAGGAGGUCCCCGGAUCUCCUCUUCCAGCGUGCGCAACCUCUCCUCCGGGUAUGGAAGUGGCAUGGGGUUUGGCAGCGGUGGGUUCGACCUGUCCAAUGCCCUGGACCAGAGCUCCGUGCACCUGAACGAGAAGGCCACCAUGCAGAACCUGAACGACCGUUUGGCCUCUUACCUGGACAAGGUCCGCUCUCUGGAGGCGGCCAACUCCAAGCUGGAGAAGCAGAUCAGAGAGUACUAUGAGCAGAAGGGCCCUGCAGCAGAGAGGGACUACAGCAACUACUGGGCCAUUAUCAAUGACCUGAAGGACAAGAUCGCCGCCGCCACCAUCGGCAAUGCAAACAUCCUGCUCCAGAUUGACAACUCCAAACUGGCUGCUGAUGACUUCAAAACCAAAUUUGAUCAUGAGCUGAUGAUGCGCCAGUCAGUUGAGGCUGACAUCGCCAACCUGCGCCGCCUCCUGGACCAGACCACCCUGACGAAGGCUGACCUGGAGAUGCAGAUCGAGGGCCUGCAGGAUGAGCUGGCCUACCUCAAGAAGAAUCACGCAGAGGAGCUGGAAGCUCUGCGCUCUCAGCUUACUGGCACAAUCAACGUGGAGGUGGAUGCCGCACCCCAUCAAGACCUCAACAAAGUCCUGGACGAGAUGCGCGCCCAGUACGAAAUCAUCACUGACAAACAUCGUCGUGACCAGGAAAGCUGGUUUACUGAGAAGUCGGCAGCCCUGAACAUGGAGGUGACCACUAGCACAGAGAUAAUCCAGACGUCCAAGACAGAGAUCAGUGACCUGCGGCGCACACUGCAGGGCCUGGAGAUUGAGCUGCAGUCUCAGCUCAGCAUGAAAGGGGCUCUGGAGAACACAUUGGCAGACACAGAGGCUCGUUACAGUGCCAUGCUCGGCGGCUUCCAGAACACAAUCAACAUGCUUGAAACAGAACUCGGCAACAUGCGCUCAAGCAUCGAGCAGCAGGGACAGGAAUAUAAGAUGCUGCUGGACAUCAAGACAAGGCUGGAGCAGGAGAUUGCAACCUACAGGAGCCUGCUGGAAACAGAGGAGUCCAGACCCAUUGGUAAAGGGGGCUCAAAGACCACAGUCACAACCACCACUGUGCGCAGUUCCAGCUAGGAGGUCCAACUGGCAGGACAAGCUGUUCUCAGACACACGCACGCACACACACAAACUCUCCGACUAAUAAAAGCUGUUACACGAGAUAAGUGAAACUGUACUGAAAAAAACUGAGAAUGAGAAUGAGAAAACUGGGACAUGUUGAAAGUGAAGCCGGUGUUUAUGUUUAUGUAUGAAACAAAAUUUGCUAUCUAGAAGAAAUACCUGACUUAUUGUGCGUGUUUGUUUGUUUGUGUGUGUGUGUGUGACCUGUCUGAAAAAUAAAAAUCUGCUGGUGAAUACAA
Siniperca chuatsi (mandarin fish) is the source of this 1633-nucleotide messenger RNA. RefSeq names its product keratin 94 (gene krt94). The record is from RefSeq and is a predicted model, not a curated record. The transcript is spliced from 8 exons. Gene Ontology annotation, molecular function: structural molecule activity. Bases 111 to 1349 code for a protein of 412 amino acids. Lineage: Eukaryota; Metazoa; Chordata; Actinopteri; Centrarchiformes; Sinipercidae.